Molecule: messenger RNA, 1158 nt
Organism: Microthlaspi erraticum
Lineage: Eukaryota; Viridiplantae; Streptophyta; Magnoliopsida; Brassicales; Brassicaceae
Source: the annotation of a GenBank genome assembly
AUGUAUGUUACUAAGCGUUUGUCUGAAUACCAGAGAAACCCAUCGGAGCUUACUUUGCUUCCAACGGAAGGUCCAAACUCCGGCGUGUUGGUGAUCCAAGACGAAGAAUCACAGCCCACUUGCUGCUUUGGCAAAUGCUUUGACUGUGAUCUCAAUGGCUUACCGUUUCCUCAGAACACAAAAGUCACCGUCAAAUACCAAAUCGGAACCGGAGAUGACAGAAUCGUCCUCCUUGACCCUGUUGCCUUCAUUCCUGUUCUUGAUCAGCCUCCUGCCUCCAAUCUUUACUACGUUAUCAAGCGAAGCGGCAAACACACAGGAGAAGCAUGUGUGAGUGCAAAAGAAGGAGACAGAGUUUCUUGUUGCAUGUGCUUUACAUUUGUCUCUAACGCUGAGCCAAAGCCUCUAGAUCCUUUCGACGUAUACCAACAGUUUGAGAUUCAUCGAAGAGGAUCAUCAACUCAAAAGUUCUUUGCUACAUCUGUUGCUUCAGAUGGAAUACCACCACGGUUCUUGAGGAGGAAAGGCUGGGCGGUUUCUUUCUCGUCUUCACAAGACUUUGGUUUGGUUGAUGAUGCAAAGGGCAUAGUAGACGCAAAGCUUCGUUACGAGCUUCCUGGUUUAGAUAAGAGCGUUGACGUUGGGAAAUGGUAUGUUCCGUUCUUAUUUGUGAAAGAAGGAGUUGAUGCAAAAGAUCAGAUGAAGAGAUCGAUGUAUUACAGCAUGACACUACACCAAAGGUUUGAAGAGGUUUUCUUCUGCGAGAACGUUGAUGAUAAACAGUUUGAGGUUGUGGUUGAUGUGGAGGUGGAAACAGAAGUGGUUAAGCUUGAAGGAGAGAAGAUUGCGAGGGAGAAUAAAGGUGUGGAUUCAGAUGGAGUUGUCUGGUUUAGUACUGUCUCAGGGACUGGUCAGGAGAAAGUAGGUCUUGGUUCUGUUGUCUUGGAGAGGAUGAAAUGGGAAGAGGAGAGGUUUGGUUGGUCGAAGAUGAGCUCUAACAUUAAGAGAUCAGAGAGAUUCGAAGGCGGUUCCUCGCACUGGAAGAGCUAUCGAUGUUAUGUAUUGGUGGAGAGCUUUGUGUUGAAGAGAAUUGAUGAGAGUUUGGUGUUGACGUAUGAGUUUAAGCAUGUUGAUAAACUGAAGAGCAAGUGGGAUUGA